UUUUAUUUUUUUUCUAUAGGGGUUUAGGGCAAUGACGCAGAAGGGCGAGCUCUUCAAGGGGCAGAAGAAGAAGACCGCGGCGGCAAAUCGCCAUGGCAAGGCUCCUCACGUCCGCAAAGGCAAGAUGUUUAAGGAGCCAAAGAAAAAGAGCGCGGAGCUAGAGAUAAACAAGGAGCUCGCGAAGUUCAUUGACCAGGCGAAUGAAGCAAAGGCAGCUGCUAUGGCAACAAAUGAAGGCUCACGACUGAGAGUUGUCAAAUCCAGCGAUGACACUUCGCCCGCAAAGCCGAUCAAAGUCCACAAGAACAAGAAGAAGAACAGCUAGUCGCGGGCUGUCUCAACGGAGGAGAUCAUGCGGUACCUACAGUACUUCGACCGUGUUGCGAUUUUCUUGGGUCAAGGCUCUCAAAAAGAAUUCCCUUGCGAUAGGUGUGGUGGUUCGUGGGCCGAUAGAACAGCACAGGUUGGCACAGAUUUAUCGUACCAACAGUAGCAGGCUGCGAGGUGGUCCGGGAAAAAAAAGGAACAAAAUUCCUGGUAUUCCGACGGGAUGGAAGGCACAGGGACGAUCAUGGCCUGAGCAGCAGAGUAUCGUCUACAUUUACCAAAAAGUCAUAGCGCUCGCACAGAUCGAUAGAUUCAAAGUUCCUAGUGAUGAGGCCGUCGCAGGAAAAAAAAA
Molecule: messenger RNA, 679 nt
Organism: Selaginella moellendorffii
Lineage: Eukaryota; Viridiplantae; Streptophyta; Lycopodiopsida; Selaginellales; Selaginellaceae
Exons: 4
Coding region: 32-325 (97 amino acids)
Source: RefSeq, a predicted model, not a curated record